AUGGACCACAACACAGCGAAGCAGAAGAGGGACGCAAGCGACACGCUGCCGGUGGAGAUGUGGGCCGAGGUGGUGGGUUGGCUCCACCGGGACUGCAUCCAGCAGCCCCACCCAACAGGGCAUAGUGGCGCUCAUGCCCGAGGCGGCGAUGGCGGCGCAGCCGACAGGAACUUCCUUCUGCGGUCGGUGGCCCUCGUCUCUCCCCUCUGGCGGGCGCUGGUGAUGUCAACCGUGCGGACGCUGACCGUGCGCGUGCCUGAUGAUGAGGACGGAUUCCUCGGGCGGGAGCAGGAGCUCCGCGAGGAGAGGCCCGAUGAGAUCCAGUCCCGACUCGGCACACUCCUCCAAGCUCUGGACUCGGUGGCGCAGCUGUGUACGAGCAUCGAGGAGCUGCGGAUCGAUGGCUGCGGGUUCGAUUUCAUUGGCCACCCGACCCUGCUGGCCCGCCUCCCGUCGCGUCCGUCGUUCCGCCGCCUCACGCUGGAGAACCUCCAACUGACCGACGCCCACUUCGGCCACCUGGCGCCCGCCACGGCGCGCGGCCUCGAGUCACUCAAGAUCGCCUUCUGCACCGGCCUCGUCGAUUUCCUGUCCAUCAUCGACGCCAAGCUUUCCAUCGCGGGCCACCAGUCCGCGAGCACCACAGCAAAGAACGAAAGCGACGGCGACGCGGCGAAAACAAAGAGCGAAGCUUCGCUAGGGAUGGAACUGGAAAGCGAGCGAAUGAAGGAAGACAACGAAGAAAGAGAUGAAGUAGAUCUGAUGGAAAAUGAAGCAGUAAAAGAGAAAGAAAGCGAAGCAAAGAACGAAGACGACAGCACGAAGAACGAAGAGCUCACAAGGCUGAAGGAACUGGUGCUGGUCCACUGCCCGGAGCUCGCCUCGCUCGAACACCUGCCGCGCGGGCUCGAGCGGCUCAGCCUGCAGAGCUGCUAUCGCGUGGGCGACCGCGAGGUGUUGCAAAUCGCGCGGCUGCCGCGCCUCAAGUACCUCCUGCUCUCCGUCGACCGGCUCAUCACCGACGCCGGCCUGGCCGCCCUGCCCCUCGAGUCCCUCACCGAGUUCCACUUCCACUACUGGGGCAUGGGCAUCUCGCACAGAGGAAUCAGUGAGGCACGGCGGAGGUGCAAGCACAUCUGCUGCGUGGGCACGGCGUGUCCGAUGAUGCGGGACGAACCCUGA
Molecule: messenger RNA, 1182 nt
Organism: Acanthamoeba castellanii str. Neff
Lineage: Eukaryota; Discosea; Longamoebia; Acanthamoebidae
Product: leucine rich repeat domain containing protein
Exons: 4
Coding region: 1-1182 (393 amino acids)
Source: RefSeq, a predicted model, not a curated record